UCCCUCUCUUUUCUCUCUCAGUUUCAGUCACCCAAAACCCGUUCAUUUCCAAAAGAAAGAUAAACGCUGUGCUUUGAAUUCUUGAUCAACCAAGUUUGAAGAUGGACAUUCCAUACCCGACGAGAAGGAUUCGCUUCCAGGAUCGGACUGCCAUCAUUAUCCUCCACGGCACCGCUCACAGGCCUCACAGUCCCCUUCUUGCCCUCUGUAAUGUUCUUUCUCUCAAGAACAACUUGGGGUUGAGUCCAGAUAAGGAUCAAGUUUCCCAUCAAGAGUUGCUUGAGCUUCUUGCCUCUCGACUACAUGCUGCAAUUGAUAUCCCUGGAAACAAGUUGAGGGGGGAAAAAUAUAUACAAGAUGCUGUUAACCUGCUUCCAACUCUUAAUCAAUGCCAUCCAGACAUUAGAUUCCGAUGGAUCUCUGACUUUAGAGAUUUUCCCGAGCGCAAUAUCUUUCGGUUGUUGAAGGUUCCCAUAUACCAUGGUCGGAUAGUGAAUCCUAGAGAGUUAUCUGCAUUAUAUGAAGCAAUUGGUAAAAAGUCUCUUACUGAACUUCGAGCUGAGGGUGGUGAGCUAUUUGAAUCAUUUGUGGAGAAUAUCCAUAAUAAGAAAGUUACUAUUCAUGGCCUUGAGCAAUUAUGUACUGUCUUGAAUGUUGAUGACCAGAACACUGAUACAGUUACACUAUGCACAUUUGUCGUAAAUGAUCAAUUUGUGGUGAUGUCGAAGGUCAACAAGGUUUUGAAAAUCUUGAGAGAUGCUGAAAAUUGGCCAGAUGAGAACAUGUGGAUUGCUCCUCUUGGAUUAUACCAUGAAAAAUGGCAGGUCCUAGGACGUCCUGCUGAGUAUCAAGUUCUAAUCAUUGGUAGUCACAACUUUAAUGUUUUGGCUAUCGAAGCCAUCACUGAAAUGAACGAACUGAACAAAGAAAUGAUAUAUCGUCAUUGUGAGCUGAUGGAUGAUGCAUGGCCUGUGGUUAGUACCGUUGAUCUUGAUUUGAUUGUGGUACAACGUGGGAUUGUCAUAAAUAUGGGGCUUAAGGAAUUUCAGGAUAUUUCAAAAAGAUGGAGGCGAGAAUUGGCAUUUAGAGGGGCCAUUUUUAAAAGUCCUGCGAACAUUUCUUUGGCAUCCGUAGAAUUGGGAACUCUCAUGUAUGACAAUUGUAAAUAAAGUUGCUGACAGUUUAUCAAAGCAAAGUCUGGUAAUGGACUAUGGUGUUGUCUACAUGAACUUCCCUUCUGCGCAUUUUACUGGAAUUUAGCUUGAAGCUUUAAUAGGCUUGUGCCUGAUUGUAGCUUGCUUUAACUUGCUUUCUUCUGGGCCUACAUGGGUGGCCAAAACUGAUUCUAAUUCUGCUUCUGAAACAUGAGGUUUAGAACCAAAAGCAGUGGUUAACUUCUUGGUACGCGGAAAAUGUUAUUUUCUUGUAUGUUCUAUA
This is a messenger RNA of Rosa chinensis, 1437 nucleotides long. RefSeq lists its product as uncharacterized. NCBI's taxonomy places the organism in Eukaryota, Viridiplantae, Streptophyta, Magnoliopsida, Rosales, Rosaceae. Gene Ontology annotation, biological process: protein K48-linked deubiquitination. Gene Ontology annotation, cellular component: cell periphery; cytosol. The transcript is spliced from 9 exons. Gene Ontology annotation, molecular function: K48-linked deubiquitinase activity; cysteine-type deubiquitinase activity; cysteine-type carboxypeptidase activity. The record is from RefSeq and is a predicted model, not a curated record. Bases 102 to 1169 code for a protein of 355 amino acids.